This is a messenger RNA of Ailuropoda melanoleuca (giant panda), 3215 nucleotides long. It is a transcript of the gene INTS13, whose product is annotated as integrator complex subunit 13. The coding region runs from base 567 to 2687 and encodes 706 amino acids. The transcript is spliced from 17 exons. Lineage: Eukaryota; Metazoa; Chordata; Mammalia; Carnivora; Ursidae. Gene Ontology annotation, cellular component: integrator complex. The record is from RefSeq and is a predicted model, not a curated record. Gene Ontology annotation, biological process: regulation of mitotic cell cycle; centrosome localization.
GUGUCGCGAGUUUUGCCAGGGGAAGCCGACCUGGGUGGAGAGACCAAGAAGGGGAGGCCGGGUGGGAAGGUCUUGCGCUUAAGGGGCCGUGGCUGGUUUAGCUGGUGCUGUGGUUGGUACUUCGCUGUUGGGGAGGCUCUGAGGUCGCCCGAAUCAAUCUUCCCAAUGGGUUAUUGGGAAAAUUAGCGGGUUGAAAGUCUUGAGGGUCGGAGGCAUUUUUUUCUUGGCUCCGCCCUCUUCCUGUUCUGCGAGCUGGGCGUCUGGCCCACCGAGGGGGAAGGGCAGCUUGGCGGGGCUGAGGAAGAGGGCUUUGCGCACGCGCGAGUCCAAGUGUGUGAGUGUUUGUGUUCACGCGCACGCGCGCGCGCUCCUGCAUUUAGGAAGCCUGGGAAGGACCGGUGUGCUAGGAGAUGAGCGGGGAAAGCAUAGUUCCCUGUCUUUGGUACCAGACACUCCUGACUGUGCGCUGACCCUCCCCACCCAGCCAGCAGCCUUUUCCAGAGAGGCUGUGGUCCAUAGCCUCUGUUCGUUUUCACUGCAGGACCAGGCACGAAAGUUAAAAAAAAAUGAAGAUUUUUUCUGAAUCUCAUAAAACAGUAUUUGUUGUAGAUCACUGCCCUUACAUGGCAGAAUCAUGCAGACAGCAUGUCGAAUUUGAUAUGCUGGUGAAGAAUAGGACCCAAGGAAUCAUCCCUUUGGCCCCUAUAUCUAAAUCAUUGUGGACUUGCUCGGUAGAAUCUUCCAUGGAAUAUUGUAGAAUAAUGUAUGAUAUAUUUCCUUUCAAAAAGCUGGUGAAUUUCAUUGUGAGUGACUCUGGAGCACAUGUUUUAAAUUCUUGGACUCAAGAAGACCAAAAUUUGCAGGAGCUAAUGGCAGCAUUAGCUGCCGUUGGGCCUCCUAAUCCACGAGCAGAUCCAGAAUGCUGCAGCAUUUUGCAUGGUCUCGUUGCAGCAGUGGAAACCCUGUGUAAAAUUACAGAAUACCAACAUGAGGCUCGAACUCUACUAAUGGAAAAUGCAGAACGUGUUGGUAAUAGAGGCCGAAUAAUUUGCAUUACUAAUGCAAAAAGUGAUAGCCAUGUGCGAAUGCUUGAGGACUGUGUCCAGGAAACAAUUCAUGAGCAUAACAAGCUUGCUGCAAAUUCAGAUCAUCUCAUGCAGAUUCAGAAGUGUGAGCUGGUCUUGAUCCAUACUUAUGCAGUUGGUGAAGACAGCCUUGUAUCUGAUCGUCCUAAAAAGGAGUUAUCUCCUGUUUUAACCAGUGAAGUUCAUAGUGUUCGUGCAGGACGGCAUCUUGCUACCAAAUUAAAUAUUUUAGUGCAGCAACAUUUUGACUUGGCUUCAACUACUAUUACAAAUAUUCCAAUGAAGGAAGAACAACAUGCUAACACGUCUGCCAAUUACGAUGUGGAGCUGCUUCAUCACAAAGAUGCACAUGUGGAUUUCCUGAAAAGUGGUGAUACCCACAUAGGUGGCAGCAGUAGAGAAGGCUCAUUUAAAGAAACGAUAACAUUAAAGUGGUGCACACCCAGGACAAAUAACAUUGAAUUACACUAUUGCACUGGCGCUUACCGAAUUUCACCUGUAGACGUAAAUAGUAGACCUUCCUCCUGCCUUACUAAUUUUCUUCUAAAUGGUCGUUCUGUUUUAUUGGAACAACCACGAAAGUCAGGUUCCAAAGUCAUUAGUCAUAUGCUUAGUAGCCAUGGAGGAGAGAUUUUUUUGCAUGUCCUUAGCAGUUCUCGAUCCAUUCUAGAAGAUCCGCCUUCAAUUAGUGAAGGAUGUGGAGGCAGAGUUACAGACUACCGGAUCACAGAUUUUGGUGAAUUUAUGAGGGAAAACAGAUUAACUCCUUUUCUAGACCCCAGAUAUAAAAUCGAUGGAAGUCUUGAGAUCCCUUUGGAGCGAGCAAAAGAUCAGUUAGAAAAACACACCCGUUACUGGCCUAUGAUUAUUUCACAAACCACCAUUUUUAACAUGCAAGCGGUAGUUCCAUUAGCCAGUGUUAUUGUGAAAGAAUCUUUGACAGAAGAAGAUGUGUUAAACUGUCAAAAAACAAUAUACAACUUAGUUGAUAUGGAAAGGAAGAAUGAUCCUCUGCCUAUUUCCACAGUUGGUACAAGAGGAAAAGGCCCUAAGAGAGAUGAACAAUACCGUAUCAUGUGGAAUGAAUUAGAAACCCUUGUCAGAGCUCAUAUCAACAACUCGGAGAAACAUCAGAGAGUCUUGGAAUGUCUGAUGGCAUGUAGGAGCAAACCCCCAGAAGAAGAAGAACGAAAGAAACGAGGAAGAAAGAGAGAGGACAAAGAGGACAAAUCAGAGAAAGCAGUGAAAGAUUAUGAACAGGAGAAAUCUUGGCAAGAUUCAGAGAGAUUAAAAGGAAUCUUAGAACGUGGAAAAGAGGAGUUGGCUGAAGCUGAGAUUAUAAAAGAUUCGCCUGAUUCCCCAGAACCUCCAAACAAAAAGCCCCUUGUUGAGAUGGAUGAAACUCCACCAGUAGAAAAAUCAAAAGGGCCAGUGUCCUUAUUAUCCCUGUGGAGUAAUAGAAUCAAUACCGCCAAUUCCAGAAAACAUCAGGAGUUUGCUGGACGUUUGAACUCUGUUAAUAACAGAGCUGAAUUAUAUCAACAUCUUAAAGAGGAAAAUGGAAUGGAGACAACAGAAAAUGGCAAAGCCAGCCGGCAGUGAGGAAUGACUUGAGGAACUAAAAUUUACUAUAUUGCAUAUGUAUUUUGGGCAGAAUUUGAUAUAAGUACUUUUACAGCAAGAAUGUAUAGUUAUGUUGCCUGGACUGGUUUUUACAUUUUUAAAAUAUUUCAACUAACUUUAUCUUUUUUGUAUUAAUUGUAAAAUUGGCACAUAUAUCAAAAAAUAUACAUUUGAAAUUUGUCCUCCCAAAUCACACAAAUUUAUUUUAUGGUAAAAGGAUGUUCCCUCUGGAAAUGUUUUUUAAAAAAUUCUUAGGCUUCUCUUUGCCAAAUAAAACUAUUAAAAUUUCUGAAUGCAAAAUAUUGGAGUAUUCUUUUAGAAGAAAGAGAAUCAUUUGUUGACAAUUUUUAAACAUUAAAAAAAACUAUCAGGAUUUAGGUGAGAUUUGUAAUAUUUAAUAUGAAAUCUUUUCUAUUAGUCUGCAUCAUAUACAGUGCUUUUCCAAGAAGAAUGUUGUUUUGUUUAUUUUAUAUCUUACUUUAAAUUAUUUUGUGUACAUGUUGGCCA